AAGUUUAGGGUUUAGGGUUUUUUUUUGUGCUCCCGUGCCGCACGGCAGGGAAAUCGUGUUCGCGGCAAAAACAACGACAUCAUGUUCAGUCCAACUCGCGCAGACGACUUGCGGACCCUAGGUCUCCCAGCAAAUGGCACAACGUCCGACACGCAAGCGAUCAAACGCGCGUACCACCGGCUCGCGCUAACGUGCCACCCGGAUAAAGGCGGCAAGAAAGAAGACUUCCAGAAAGUUUUCGCUGCGCAUGAGCGCCUGCUGAAGCAGGAUCAGGCCUGCAAUUUUUACGGCGGGACGUCGUCGACUGCGACCACCUCGGCAUCCUCCUCUUCGUCAAGCAGUAGACAGCCCCCUGGUUCGACGGCUAGUUUUUCGUCGAGCUUUGCGACAGGAACUUCUGCCGGCUGGCACUUCGAUCCCGACGAACACAACCACCAUUUCGACCGCCACUGCCAGUUUUUCGCGCAAUUUUUGAGUCGACACAGCAACGACUUUUACUUUUUUGACGGCGCCGGCUUCGAUGAGUUUGAUUCCUGGGACCGCGAAGACCGUAGGGUUUAUGCCCGCCAGCGUGCUGAGAACGUCAAGAACCACUACGACAAGCGGGAUCGGAAACCGAAGCGGGAAUCCGCGUUCACGAAAAACGGGAACCUGCGAAAGAACCGAACCACCCCGGCCCAGCAGCUCGCAAGCUGCUGCCAGUUUUGUCCGGAUGAGAACAAUCCGAAGGAGGGCAUCACAGCGAGAAGUGCAACAUCGCACGGGCUGAACUGGCACCAGUACAGCUCCCAUCCGCAGCGGCUUCGCACCUGCUGGGCGUGCAAGAGCGCUCACAUAAGCGUAAUGACGGAGAAAAUGGCGAGGGUCAGAUUUGCAAGGAAGCUGGACGACCCGAGUGGGGCUGUGUUUGCGCGGCUUCGGAGAGAGAACAAAUUCUUCACUCACACACCGCAGCUCUCCGACCGGAACACGCGUACCUCCACCUUCUUCUGGGUGCCGGACCUGGAGGCGGCAGCGCUGCAACUUGGCUGGAAACCACGGGGUGAAGCGGGGAUAAGAAUCGCUGCACGGGCCGCGGCGGAACAAGAGGCCGCCGAAAAACAGCAGCGGGUGGAAGCGGGGGCACGGAGAGUUCCUAUUUCCCCGCCAGCACGGGAGCAAGAGGCGGCAGCGCAGCGACGCAGGUUGAACAACAUUAACCCGCGCGGCGGAGCUGCGGGUGGAUGCACUUUUUCCAGGUCGCCGCCGUGGAAGCACGACGAGCCGAAGCCGGCCCGGUGCCCCAGUCGCGGGAAUGUCGACGUUUGCCUCAUCGGGUGUCCGGUGAAGAAGCAGAAAGAGCUGAUAGCUACGCAAGAUGCCACGAAGAGGAACGAACCGAACAUGAACCCGAAGCAGGCAUCGCACCCUGCAUCAGGAGCUGAUGAAGUACCUGCACGCGCAAGUUGUAAAAACAGUCAACCAGCUGGCCGGCAGAGCUUGCGAGACUUUGCUCCGGACAGUCCGCGCUCGUCUUUGGAUCUCAGCAGCAGUUCGGAUGAAGACGUGGCGGAAGCCGAGCCGUCCGCAUCCUCGACAUCCGAUUCUGCCUGUGCGGUGAAGGGCCCAGCGCAGAAAAAACAGAAAAGCGGUUGAAGCGGUAUAAAAGUUACGAUACUAGAACUAGAUUGAUAGAAUAGAUACGCUGAAGUUCAUCAGAUUGAGAUAUUAUACUUUUCAGACAGCUUCCAAAAAUGUCCAUGUCAAUACAUAUCUUUUUUUUGUUUCAUACUGGUCAAGAUGUUGAUAAAAAUGAUUUAGCCCCGGCAGGUACUAGAGUAAAAUAAGAGCAACUUGAUUGCCGUACUACUACCACCCAGAUGAGCAUAUUAACCUGAUAAAGCACGUUCUUAAUAGCGCAGUUGCAUCCUCCGCAAAUGUUGAUGAAAAAGCGAGAUCGCAUCCCUCCAAAUAAUCCCCCGUACUACUCGUCGCAUUCGACAAAUUUGAUUUUAACUUGGCGAAGCGAAGAACCUAGUAGCUUCCUCUCAAACUGAAUCCCGCGCUACAUUGCGUAAGUAGAAGUGGUCAUGCGGCCCUCCCCGCAUUGGCAUUUCCAUAUGUCAUUGUCCUCCCGGAAGAACCCUACCGAAGAGCAGCCCGACCCGUGGAUAGCAGUACAACCCCGAAGAUGCACUUAUAUCCGACGCACGCCUUAGGACCCCUACGCACAUCAAGUCUUGCAGGACAAGAAAAUUGUAUUUUACAUUGAUAAAACCCUUCGCAUGUUGGCGGCAGUUGAAACAUCCAAAAUGAAGUUGGUAUCAGAGAACGACAGGAUCGUUUAUGACAUCGUACUCAAAAAGCGAAGCAU
Molecule: messenger RNA, 2353 nt
Organism: Amoebophrya sp. A120
Lineage: Eukaryota; Dinophyceae; Syndiniales; Amoebophryaceae
Source: the annotation of a GenBank genome assembly